GACUCUUUACUUCUCCCUUUAGGGCAUAUAACAGAGUGAAUACAAAAAGUGUUUCAACAAUCCAGUUGCACUAGCUUCCUGUUCAAGAGUGCUUUUAAACAGGUGAGGAGAGUGAAAAAGUCUAGUUCUUUUCAGAGGAGGGUAUUUGGGAUCCUUGGGAAAGUGGGCCACAAGUCCCUCUGGUGAGCGGUUCUUUUUCUGGGGCGAUGACGUGUAGGCGGCCCGGAUUGGGAACAGACGCCAUCGUCCAUCUGUAUCUGAGAAGGGGCUGUGGAGCGGUGCUGAUCGUAGAGAUCUGCAGGAGAGAGAUCAGAAAGGCUGUAAGUCUGCCCAAGUCUGAAACACUUUUUGGAACGGGAGAGAUCUGUCAAAAAAAGCCCUUCUGGAGUACAUCUUAGGGACUGAGCAGAGAGGGCAUUUCCAGGGAGGCCUGAAACCUCCCCCCAACAGACCUACCUACUGCUGCCUGGGGACCACCACCUCCAAAUGCAAAUGACCUUCUCUAAUGAACUGCUGACUGUUGUGCCUCAGACCUUGUAAUGGAAAAUCGUGGACAAAGUGCUUAUUCCUGGGUAGAAGGAGCAAGAGAGGCCCCUCUGGGGCUGGAUCAUGGGACAGAGCCUUCCUAUUGAGACCCCAGCUCAGGACCCACACCAACACAUCCACCACAGCGAUGAUGAAGUUGACCACCAGCACAACACAAUCGGGGGAGAGGGGGGCAAUGUGGGGGAUGACACCCCUACCUUGCGCAAGGGCAAGGGAAAGUUCUCUACCCUUGGAAAGAUUUUCAAACCAUGGAAGUGGAGGAAAAAGAAAAGCAGCGAGAAGUUUACAGAAACUUCAGAAGUUCUGGAGAGAAAGAUGUCGAUGAGGCGACCAAGGCAGGAGCUUAUAGAACAGGGAGUGCUGAAGGAGCUCCCGGAGAAUGUUUCUGUGACAGAAGGGGAUGUUCCUCUCAGUCCUAAACAACCUUACGUGAAGAAUGGCCACACCCUGCCCAUAAGUUCUGGUGGUGGGGGCGGCGGGGGCAGGGGGCAGGAGAACCAGCCAAGAACCCCUUCAGACUCUGGGGUGAACCCCUCAGACUUCAGAAUGAACCCGGAUUGGCUGCCCCAGCCAGAGGACCGCCGUGUCCGCUUCCCAUUAGACGGAGAACGGCGUGGUGGCCAGGUCAUCCCCAAAGGCCCGGGACAGCAAGAGGAGACACGGCGAGGAGGGGGAGCUGGCUGGCCCCAGGGGGAGGGGGAGUGGAAAUCUAACUUGGCCUGGCAGGGCCAGGGGAUGGGACAGGGGCUAGGGGUGGAAGGAAGACGCGGGGUCAGACCAUACCCUUCUGAUGGAGAAAAGAGGACAGGACUUCAGAAGGCUCCAUCAGAAGAUGGAAGGAGUCGCCGCCCUGCUGAGGCCGAAUGGAAGCCGAUCCUGCCCAGGCGCUCUUCUGCAGAGGAGGGGCGGACCCUGAGAGAGUCCGACGGCCACUUUGUCCCUGACCCAGAUUCGCUGCAGGACACUCUCCGGGAGCCAUUGCCCCCCAAACAUUCUGUCCCACCCCCCAAAUGGCUAAUGAGCUCAACCCCUGAGCCCGGCAACGAAGGGUCACCUCGCACCCCGUCCAAUCAUCCUGCAACUACGCACUCUUCCUCCUGCUCUGCGCUGGCCAAACCUUCCCGAACUGUCUCCUCUGCAGGCGCUAACCCACAGUCUUCAGCAAUAUUGUCCCUUGCACCACCCUCCACCCCUCAGGCAACCAAGCAGCCCCCCCCUCCCCCGCCCAAACCUGUCAACAGGGGCGGAAACAUGGCCAAGUUGGCCUCCACAAUACAGGGGGGUGAGAACCAGAACAACUCCCAGCUGCCACUCUACUGGUCCUGCUGGAAACGUGAGGGCGACUACGACGUCUACCUGUCUCUUCCCGUCUACCUGUGCCGACGGGAGGGCAGAGGCCUGCGCUCAGGCGACCUCAUGCAGGCUGGCGGCGGUAGCAGCCUGGUGCCAGCCAAGCCCUCGCCACCAAUGCCACCGAAGCGGACCACCCCGGUGACCAAGCGCACCCCGGAGGAUGCCUCGACCCAGCCUAUUUCCACCCCCUCCCCGUUGUCUUCUGAAGACCGCCAGAACAGCCAAUCAGUGAGCUUCCAGCUGCCUUCCCCUCCUCCGUCGCCGCCCUUACCAACGCACACACCCCCCUCUCCCCCCCGCCAGCAUCUGCACACACACCACCUCCACCAUCAGCACUCCUACCAACACCCCAUCCCCCAGCCCAUGCUUUUCGACCCUCCCAGCCCCACCAGCGAGUCCCCCCAGCGGCCAGCACCUGUGCCGCUGCACAUCAUGAUUCAGAGGGCCCUCUCAAGUCCCGGGCCUGCCCAGCCACACCCCGAUGGCUUGCAGCGCUCAGCCCACUCCUUGCUCUUCGAGACCCAGUCCGAAUACCAGGGGGACCGCGGCCGCCCACUAGCUGUCAGUCUCCAGCCCCUCAAACUGGCUGAAGAUGACUACUCUGAGGAAGAGGAUGAAGAGGAGGAAGAGGAGUAUGAUGGAGAGCUCCCCCAGCCAGAGCUGGAGCCACGGAGCAGGAGGUGCAUGGUAGGAGAACCCAGCGUCAGCGUCAUCCCGGAAGGACCCAACAGCAGUGAGGAGGAAGAGGAUAAUGAGGAAGAGCAGGAACUGCAAAGAGACGACAGCGACUCGGACGGGCCAGUGCUCUACAAAGAUGAAGAUUCAGAUGAAAAUGAGGAGGAGGAGUCUCCACAGAGUGGUUUGGCCAGCAGGGUCAGAAGGAAAGACACUUUGGCUUUGAAACUAAGUAACAGGCACACCCUGGAGAGGCAUGCUUGGGAGGACCAGUCCAGCAGCCACACUGGAGGACACAUUCCGGGACACACUCACCAAGGGUCAACUGGACUGACCUGGCAGAGCAGGGAGCAGUGGGAGGCCAUACGCACACAGAUCGGCUCCGCACUCACAAGGCGCCUCAGCCAGAGACCCAGUGCAGAGGAGCUGGAGCAGAGAAACAUCCUUCAGCCCAAGAACCAUGCUGACAGGCAGGCAGAGGUCCGAGAGAUAAAACGCAGGCUCACCAGGAAGCUGAGUCAGAGGCCCACAGUUGCUGAGCUACAGGCCAGAAAGAUCUUGCGCUUCCACGAGUAUGUGGAGGUCACCACAGCCAAUGAUUAUGACCGACGGGCGGACAAGCCUUGGACCAAACUAACACCUGCUGACAAGGCUGCCAUUCGGAAAGAACUCAAUGAGUUUAAGAGUUCUGAAAUGGAAGUUCAUGAAGACAGUAGGAUAUAUACAAGGUUCCACCGGCCUUAGCCUCCACUGGGAAAGCACUUACUUAGCAGGUGGCCACCCGAGUCUCUCAAAACCAGUCACAGGGUGUUGGUGCACCCUAAACACACCACUCCUUUAUGUUGCUAAUUGUGCUGUACGGAUCAGAAAAGGCCCUGGAACAGACUAAACGUAACACAGAUCCCCCUAGCUUAGCACUCUGCCACUACUACUAAUGCAGAGCUGAUGUGUGGGGUGGAGUUGGGCUGAAGACCUGAUGCAGUAUUUUCCUGGACAGUAGGGGGAACCAUGUGCCAACAAACAGGCAUGAUCGAGAAGGCUGACUGGGAGCCACUCUGUCAAGCUUGGCAUUACUCAGAAACUUGGUUCCGCCAACGUUUUCCCGCCUACUUCUAUGUUGCCUUUAUUUCUUGCUUUUACUGUAUAUACCACAGAACUAACCCAUGUUGCGGACAUCUAAUAACAGUAAAGUAAUAAUGAUAUGAAUAAUAAUGACAAUAAUGAACACAGUAAUAAUACAUUUCAGACUGGAAGGUGUGGAAAGAGGCGUGGAAAAGGCAACUGGGAUUUGCCGUUCGUGAGACUGGAAAAGCUCUGGGAAAAUUGUUUUGUAUGUGUAUACUUGUGUAUAGAUGGCUGUGAAUUCUUAGACUGAAACUGAGAGCACUAAUAAUGACAGAACUGUUACUCCACAAUAUUUUUAUUUUGUAAUUUUUAUCAUAUUCGAUUGUACCGUUUUAUAAUUUGCAUUGUAUUUAUGACCGUUUUAUAGUUUGCAUUGUAUUUAUGGCCCUGGCGUGGGGUGAGUGUUUGAGCUGCAACUUGUCAUAUGAGAGAACACAAGGUAGAUAGUUGGCAUAAAGUGUGCUAAUUUGUUUAGCAGCCAGAAACUGCUCUCCAUGCUGACAAUAGAGUCCAGUUUUUUUCCAUAUCACCUUUUAUUUCAUUUAGCUGCAUGAGCCAACACAGUGCAAUUAUUGAACUCAUAGAUUUUUGUAGAUUGGUCAAGCAAUGCAAUUCAAAUAAUUACUGUUUUAAAAUGCUAAGAUCAUCAGGAUGGCAUCUUAAAUAGAUUUUUAGAUCUUUACUGAAUGUCUCAAAGUGCAGUUAGAGUAGAUUGGGCUUAAUUACUCAAACAUAAUUGAGUGUAUUUUUCAGUUGACAGGGAAUCAUUUCGGCAGGAACAUACUUUUAUCUGUGGAUAAGUUUAAUCAUGCGUUAUCUUCUGGCCAGCUGAUUACAGGGUCAUGUACUGUACAGAUUAAUUUUGGUUUUAACAUAAUAUUGUGUAUAUCUUGUUUUUCUUAUUAUUUGAGAAUACAUUUGAAAUAUCAUUUUUAAGUUUUAUAGGUUGCUUGCUAUUUUAAGCACAAAUAUUAGUGAAUGAGAACAGGAAUAUUAGGGUACCUGUUCUGUUUUACUCAGUAGUUUUUUUUAUGUGGACUUUUAGUAACUGACAGUAUCUUUCUGUAUGUAAAUAGUCAACUUAAAAUCUAAUUAAAAACCUUAC
Esox lucius (northern pike) is the source of this 4804-nucleotide messenger RNA. RefSeq names its product phosphatase and actin regulator 4b (gene phactr4b). Gene Ontology annotation, molecular function: actin binding. NCBI's taxonomy places the organism in Eukaryota, Metazoa, Chordata, Actinopteri, Esociformes, Esocidae. The record is from RefSeq and is a predicted model, not a curated record. Gene Ontology annotation, biological process: actin cytoskeleton organization; neural crest cell migration. The transcript has 17 exons. The coding region runs from base 610 to 3318 and encodes 902 amino acids.